ACGCUGUUGCCUUGAUGGUGCUUAGUGCGCAUAUCACGCACCACAGCUGACGUCACGAUCACUCGAUCAGACUAAACAGGACAACGUCAGGGAUAGGUGUGGUUAUCUUGCUCUGCUGUACUUCAUAGUGUCCAUGUUGUGCCUCCCGCCGUAACUUUAAUUUACUUCAUCAUGGUGGAGCCGGCGCAGGUAAUAGCGGAACAAGAUGAACAGUUGGAGGGAGUUCAUCCACCUACCCUUGAGCAGAACUCAGCACGGGUCACUUCUCAUGAUGCAAAGGACCCUGACAUCCUGCUAUCCACAGAUCAGGCCCUUCUUGCAGCUCGGCAGAGAAUGCAGGAGCAGUACAAUAAGGCUGCCAAAGAGAGCUUAGAGAAGAAGAAAGCAAGGGAGGAAAAGAUGAGGGAAGAUAAAAUUGCAGAGUUGGAAUGCAUGCAGUCUGGUAAAGGGAACAGACUGAAGGACAAUAGCAGUGCCUCAGUCAGUGAUACCAAAAAGACCAACAGCAGCUGUGCCAAGACAGCAGCAAAACGAAGGAUGAAGCCAGAGUACAAUCCUCUAGUUGGAGACACUGGGGCGAGUAGCCGCCGGUGGAAGCCUACCAGUCGGGGUGCAUCUGGUGGCGGAUGAGGUUAAAGCUUGUACACAUCUUUCCUUGGCCUGUUGAGUGGACCCAGCUCUUGUGUGGCAAUGAUUUUUUUUAGCUUUUUUUUUCUUAUUAUUUGUAGUUCUUAGGUUACAUUCCUUUUGCUUACUGAUGCAGGAUAUUAGUGUAUUAUGCACACAUUUUGAUAUCUAAUGGAUGUUUUUAGUUGCACCUGGUAUGUGUUUGUAUUUACAAAGUAUCAAGGCUGGAAUCCACAUUCAUGGUCAGAUGAGAAAGUGUGUACAUCUUUGUUGGGUUGGAGUACUGAAUUGAACUGGUUGAUCUGUAUACCUUUAAAUGUAUUAUUGCUCAUCAAUAUGUACUCCAUAAUCUUGGAAUCAUGCUCUGUUUGGUCAGGAUUUAUGAAGCUUUGAACCUAAGUAGCAACAAGCUAGGGUUCAUUGUGGAAGGUUAUUCUGACCACCAGGAGUUGUACAUUACCUUCCACUUCUCUUGUUGGUGCUGUUCUUAUUGUGCAUGCAAAUCUUAACAUGUAUGCCACUUUCCACUUAGCUUCUGUCAUUCUCUUGUAUUAACUCUAAAGUGGUUCAUAGCAUCUCUGUGUGGAGGAUAAUGUGAACUCUUAGGAGAGCCUCUGAGAAGUAGAGAUAAUACAUGUAUUGUACUCACCUACACCCAAUAAAAUAUUUGUCAAAGCAAA
Messenger RNA from Portunus trituberculatus (swimming crab), 1307 nucleotides. RefSeq lists its product as uncharacterized. The transcript has 5 exons. The coding region runs from base 172 to 630 and encodes 152 amino acids. Gene Ontology annotation, biological process: retrograde protein transport, ER to cytosol; endoplasmic reticulum unfolded protein response. NCBI's taxonomy places the organism in Eukaryota, Metazoa, Arthropoda, Malacostraca, Decapoda, Portunidae. The record is from RefSeq and is a predicted model, not a curated record. Gene Ontology annotation, cellular component: Derlin-1-VIMP complex; endoplasmic reticulum membrane; Derlin-1 retrotranslocation complex.